GUCAAGCGUAUCUCCUUCUCGAGAUGACCGAAAAAGGGGGAGUGAUGGGCAGAACCAGCGCUUCCCUCAGGCACUAGACUUGCCACGAGUGGACCUAGUCUCCCCACCUACUGCUUCACUCUACCCAAAGAACACAGAUCUGUUUGAGAUGAUUGAAAAGAUGCAGGGAAGCAGGAUGGAUGAACAACGAUGCUCCUUCCCACCACCCCUCAAAACGGAGGAAGACUACAUUCCCUACCCAAGCGUCCACGAGGUCUUGGGGCGAGAAGGACCCUUCCCCCUCAUCCUGCUGCCCCAGUUUGGGGGCUACUGGAUUGAAGGCACCAACCACGAAAUCACCAGCAUCCCAGAGACAGAGUCGCUGCAGUCACCCACAACCAAGGUGAAGCUGGAGUGCAACCCCACAGCCCGCAUCUACCGGAAGCACUUUCUCGGCAAGGAGCAUUUCAAUUACUACUCACUGGACACUGCCCUGGGCCACCUUGUCUUCUCUCUCAAGUAUGAUGUCAUCGGGGACCAGGAGCACCUGCGGCUGCUGCUCAGGACCAAGUGCCGGACAUACCAUGAUGUCAUCCCCAUCUCCUGCCUCACCGAGUUCCCCAACGUGGUCCAGAUGGCAAAGCUGGUGUGUGAAGAUGUGAAUGUGGACCGAUUCUAUCCUGUGCUCUACCCCAAGGCUUCCCGGCUCAUCGCCACCUUUGAUGAACACGUUAUCAGCAAUAACUUCAAGUUUGGAGUCAUUUAUCAGAAGCUUGGGCAGACCUCCGAGGAGGAGCUCUUCAGUACCAAUGAGGAAAGUCCUGCCUUCGUGGAGUUCCUCGAAUUUCUUGGCCAGAAGGUCAAACUGCAGGACUUUAAGGGGUUCCGAGGAGGCCUGGACGUGACCCACGGGCAGACGGGGACCGAGUCUGUGUACUGCAACUUCCGCAACAAGGAGAUCAUGUUUCACGUGUCCACCAAGCUGCCCUACACAGAAGGGGACGCCCAGCAGUUGCAGCGGAAGCGGCACAUUGGGAAUGACAUCGUCGCUGUGGUCUUCCAGGACGAGAACACGCCCUUUGUACCUGACAUGAUUGCCUCCAACUUCCUGCAUGCCUAUGUGGUGGUGCAGGCUGAGGGUGGGGGGCCCGAUGGCCCCCUCUACAAGGUCUCCGUCACUGCCAGAGAUGAUGUGCCCUUCUUUGGGCCCCCGCUCCCAGACCCUGCCGUGUUCAGGAAGGGGCCUGAGUUCCAGGAAUUUUUGCUGACAAAACUGAUCAAUGCUGAAUAUGCCUGCUACAAGGCAGAGAAGUUUGCCAAACUGGAGGAGCGGACACGGGCCGCCCUCCUGGAGACGCUCUACGAGGAACUGCACAUCCACAGCCAGUCCAUGAUGGGCCUGGGCGGCGACGAGGACAAGAUGGAGAACGGGGGCGGGGGCGGCGGCUUCUUUGAGUCUUUCAAGCGGGUCAUCCGGAGCCGCAGCCAGUCCAUGGACGCCAUGGGACUAAGCAACAAGAAGCCCAACACCGUGUCCACCAGCCACAGCGGGAGCUUCACACCCAACAAUCCUGACCUGGCCAAGGCUGCUGGAAUAUCCCUGAUUGUCCCCGGGAAGAGCCCCACAAGGAAGAAGUCAGGCCCGUUUGGCUCACGCCGCAGCAGCGCCAUCGGCAUCGAGAACAUACAGGAGGUGCAGGAGAAAAGGGAGAGCCCCCCGGCUGGCCAGAAGACCCCGGACAGCGGACAUGUCUCACAGGAGCCCAAGUCAGAGAAUUCCUCCACUCAGAGCUCCCCAGAGAUGCCAACGACCAAGAACAGAGCGGAGACAGCAGCCCAGAGAGCAGAGGUGCUGAAGGACUUCUCCCGCUCCUCAUCCAGUGCCAGCAGCUUCGCCAGCGUAGUGGAGGAGACAGAGGGUGUGGAUGGAGACGAUACAGGCCUGGAGAGCAUCUCGUCCUCAGGGACUCCUCAUAAGCGGGACUCCUUCAUCUACAGCACGUGGCUGGAGGACAGCGUCAGCACCACGAGUGGGGGCAGCUCCCCAGGCCCCUCGAGGUCACCCCACCCAGACGCCGGCAAGUCGGGGGACCCUGCAUGUCCCGAGAUCAAGAUCCAGCUGGAAGCAGCUGAGCAGCACACGUCACAGCUGGGCUGUUAGCCAGGCUCCCCUCAGAAGGAGACUGAGCAGAUGAGGCCGAAGAAGCACAAGGUGAAGAUGCUGUGUCACAUCCAGGCAGAUGGGACCUCUGUCCCCAAGGCCACCACCAGCCUGUGGGCUGCCCCCUGUCUCCCCAACCCUCCCCUUGGCCCACCAUCUAGGCUGUCUCUGCAGGGCGGAGCCAUUCAGACCUGGGAGUGGGGAAGCUGCUGGCAUCAUCCUCACCCCCCAACCCGGGGCCGGGGGGCCAGGCUGGGGCAGGGAGUGGUCAGUUGCAGCAGGACUCCAGGCCUGGCUUGCCCCAACCUGGGCCCCCUAUCACACCUUGGUGCCCCUCUAGACUCAGGGGGAGCAAGAUGGGAGGGGCACUGAGAUAUCUCAGUGCAUACAGAGCCUCCAGGCAAUGGGAUGUGAGAUGUGAUGGAAUGAGCCCUGGGCUGGGAUGCCUGAGUCCUGGCUUCUACUUUGGGUCCUGCUGUGUGGCUCUGGGCUCUCUCUCUCUCUGGGCACCUCUGCUACAAAUGGACAAGAUUAUUUCCAGAGUUACUGAUGACUGUGAUUCCAUGCACCUGCCCUGGAAUGGAGGAUUGUCCUCCCAGGGGCCUCCCAUCACCCUACCCUGCUUCUUGGGGGUCACAAGGCCCCAGGUGGGCCAAGGGGCAGGGAGCUGGCUAUGCCCAUUGCCCCUCCUGGACCCUCAAGCUCUACCACAGAUCUGCCGAUGCCCUGUCCACUGCCUCCACAUGACAGACAAGUGGCUCCCUUGUGGGAGGGUGGGGACCCUACCUGGCUCCUCAGCCAGCACCCAGCUUCACUUCUGCCAUCCCAUGUUCUGGGGCUUCCAGGCUGAGGGGUCUCGGCUGGCCUGGAGUACAGGUCUCGCCUUUGCGACCCCCUCACUCCCAUAGAGGGGGAAGCCAGGAAUAGCUGCUGUGAGUCCACAUCCUUGUGUGUGUCUGUCCACACUUUUUAGGUGCCACGCCAAAGGUCAGCCUUCCCUCCCCAACACCCAUUUGGGAAGCCCCCGUGGCCAUGUGUAUGUCGGUAACAGUUGUACAAAAUAAAUUCUAUUUAUCGCUAUUGUACCC
This is a messenger RNA of Miniopterus natalensis, 3228 nucleotides long. The record is from RefSeq and is a predicted model, not a curated record. Lineage: Eukaryota; Metazoa; Chordata; Mammalia; Chiroptera; Miniopteridae.